AACACUGCUUUUGUUCUUCAAAAUUAACACCGAGGACCGUACCGUAGUGAUUAAAGUCGCAUUAUUUCAUUAAUUUUCGUUUAAAAAUUGUCAAAAUGUCGCUAUAAUUGUGAUUAAAUCGUUCUUCGCUCGUCAACGCACCGGUAUCAAAAUGUCUUUAAUCUUAAAACGCGCGUUACCUAUUCGAAACACUAUCGUUCAGAUCAACAAAAGAUCGCCUUCUGCGGUACUCUAUAAAUAUAAGUCUACCUUAGCCGAUAUAAAUAAUAAUUGCCGAUUACGCAGUCAAAUACUUCCAACACAGUGGUCCUGUUUGUAUGAACAGCUUAGAUGGAUCAGCAAUCGUGAUAAACCGCCAUGGGAUAGACUGACAGUAGCUCAAGUUGAGGAAAGAGUUUUGAAAGUGUGCAAGGCGUAUGACAAAAUAACGGCCGACAAGCUUACUUUGGACUCCCAUUUUACGAAUGAUCUUGGGUUGGAUUCGUUAGACCAUGUCGAAGUCAUCAUGGCCAUGGAAGAUGAAUUCGGUUUCGAAAUUCCCGAUCAGCACGCCGAAAAGUUAAUGACCCCUAAGGAUAUUGUACAGUAUGUCGCUGAUAGAGAAGACAUUUACGAAUAAUAAAAUACGUGUUUUUGAAUUUUUAAAAAUGUUAGUAGAUGCAAAUAAACGGUUUAUUUUACAUCUAUGUUUUGUACUGUGUACAAUGAUAAGAAAAUAAUUACUGUUGUGCUAGUUUUUCCAGCUUAGGCGUACACGUUAUGUAAUGUUUUUAAGUUGAAAUAUAAAAAUAUACUUUCA
This is a messenger RNA of Planococcus citri (citrus mealybug), 799 nucleotides long. RefSeq names its product NADH dehydrogenase (ubiquinone) acyl carrier protein (gene ND-ACP). Gene Ontology annotation, cellular component: mitochondrion. Lineage: Eukaryota; Metazoa; Arthropoda; Insecta; Hemiptera; Pseudococcidae. Gene Ontology annotation, molecular function: acyl binding; acyl carrier activity. The record is from RefSeq and is a predicted model, not a curated record. Gene Ontology annotation, biological process: fatty acid biosynthetic process. Bases 152 to 619 code for a protein of 155 amino acids. The transcript has 4 exons.